Plasmopara halstedii is the source of this 1716-nucleotide messenger RNA. RefSeq lists its product as uncharacterized. The transcript has 8 exons. The coding region runs from base 1 to 1716 and encodes 571 amino acids. The record is from RefSeq and is a predicted model, not a curated record. NCBI's taxonomy places the organism in Eukaryota, Oomycota, Peronosporomycetes, Peronosporales, Peronosporaceae.
AUGCAGCUUUUAUUUUUAGAAAUGUACAACACGAUGGACGAGGAAGAUGAGUUCGGCAUGAGCAAGAUGACACGAGACGCUGACCCUAUGGAACUGGAGUCCGAAGACAAACGACUUGUUCCUCUGUGGAUGAUGUGCAUGCCUGUCCAGAGAGAUCUGAGCCAGUGGACAAUUUUAGAGGCUCAGAUACGUCCUGAUCGCUCGUGGGAUAUUAUCAAGGAGCUUAUUGCGACUGUAUGCAUGUCCAAAGGACUUUUGGUGAUGGAGGAACACACAAACUCAAUGCUGUUUCGCAAAAAGAUAAUGCAGGAGUCAGUAGCUCACGGCAUUUCCGACUCAAUUACAUAUUUAAAUGUGUAUGUGCACAUUGACGUAUCUCCGUCCAAGUUGCGGGUGGUGAACAUUUGCGCGUUGGUGUCGGCGGAGAAUAAUCUACUGAGCGGAAUGGUGUCUACAGGAAGGCAUGCGUUGUGGGAGGGUCAGGACCGCAAGCAGUCGCAUAAAUAUGUGCUGGACAACUUAUUGGGAGCUUUACAAGCAACCAUGCUUAGUCAGUGUCUGUCGCUCAGCGAUUUGUACAUGUCAACGCCUGAAAAUUCAAUGGAUACAGUUGACAAAGCAGAGUUGGAUGAAGGAUAUAUUGCAGAUGUGAAGAGAGCGUUUAGCAGUGAAAUGAAGGCACAUAUGAGAGAUCUUUGUAUUCCAUUGGAAUCGUAUGCUUUUGACCAAGAAUUUGCGUGUGCAAUGCUGAUUGGACUGCUCGAGCCGACGUUAAAGAAGUACGGGAUAAAGCUCACGGGUACAAAAACACGAUCUGAAUCUUCGAAAAGUAAUGCGAGCUCACCGGCCAAAGAUGUUGAAGCUUUGUUUAUUCCGGAGGAUGUGUCAGCUUUCAAGGGAGAGAAGAAUCCUUGCCAAAAUAAGCUCGACCUGCCUAGUGAUAUAAAAAUUCUUCAGUCUUUACGCGAUGAUGUUACUACGUCUUUAAUCGAUCAAACUACUUCAAGCCAGCCUAGUAAAAUAUAUGGCGAAGUGGUAUCAGAUCUUGUGCAAAAUCUUUGGCGAGUUUGCAAAGAGGAUUGCGAACUUAGGCUCCGAGCAAAGUUCAAAGAAAAGCAAGAGCAGGUAAGUAUCCGAGUGGAAUCUGUGCAACAUUUACGAACCCAGGCAAUACAAGCGAUUAUAGAAGUAGAUGGUGCCCAACAGUCAAAUCUUCACCAAGCUCCAGGAAGUGACAGAUCCAACGUGCUUCUGUACGAGGCUUCUUGCAUGGCUAAUGGUAUUCCUGUAACACUCCAUGUGACGUCAGGGUGUUUAAUAUAUCGGACUAUGGUUCCCGUGUUCGCACAUACCACUGUGGUUGAAUUUAAAGAUGUUUUGAAUGUCAAGCAGACUACUUCUUUCGGCAUUCAGGUGGUAUAUCUGGAGCUGGAUCCUACAAAGCAUGCAAAAGGAUUGACUAUUGCCAUGGGCCUUGAAGUUGAUUUACUCUACCAAUUGUUACACGAGCUUUACUUAAUGCACCAAUGCAAACUAAAGUCAAGUAUCUCCUCCUCAAUGCCGCCAUUGCAGCAGCAGGAAACCGAAAAAGAUCCAAUCGAGAUGAAAAAAAUUUUAGGAUCUGAGGAAGAGACGAAAGAAGAUGAAACGUCCCCCGCACCUGAAUCUAAUACUGAUGCAAACGCCAUUUCCAGCAAAGCCAGUGCCAACUCUUAA